AUGAGUGAAGUUAGUGAAAUGAUUCAGGAAAACAGUGUUUGUAUGCAGUCUGUUGACAUGGACUUGACUUGUCUUCCUCCUGGCAACACGUCCCUGCAACAGACUGAUGCACCCAUUGCAGCUGAACAGCAGACAAUGAGCGUUUAUCUCAGAGUGAGGCCUUUCUCUAAAGAGGAGCUCUCUAACAAUGAGGAUCAGGCUUGUGUUGUGAUUGAAAACAGCCAGACGGUGACACUGAAUGCACCAAAAGGUUCUGCCACCAUGAAGAGCAGUGAGAAAGGAAUUGGCAUGUCACUCCACAAAUUUUAUUUUUCACAGAUUUUUGGGCCUGACACAACACAGGCUGAGCUGUUUGAGAACGCAGUCAAAAGCCAAAUGAGUGAUUUCUUGGAUGGGAAGAACGCACUGAUAUUCAGCUAUGGUGUAACCAAUGCUGGGAAAACCUUCACAAUCCAAGGAACUCCAAAAGAGCCAGGAAUACUGCCUCGAGUGCUGGAAAGCACUUUUCAGUACAUUGGAGAACAUCAGUAUCGGGGAAUGGACCUGAAGCCCUACCUCAGGAAUGGUGUGCAGUCUCUGGAUUUUCACCAAGUAAAGCAGGAAGGAAUCACUAAAGCUGCCAUUUUUGCUUCAAUUAAAGAAGUAAGGACUCAGUUCUGUCAAAUGUAUUCCAGAAAAGAGAAGAUGGGAAUAAAGCACUUGAGUGUAGUGCUGUUUACAUUCGUAUGUCUCUCCUCUGUGCUGACCAGCAACCAGGCAGAAGCAAAUGACAGCCAGUUUGCCUUAUGGGUGGCUUUCUUUGAAAUCUACAAUGAGUAUGUGUACGAUCUUCUCCAGCCAUCUUUGUGCUCCAAAUCCAAGAAACGUGCCUGUCUCCGUGUAUGCGAUGAUGGUGCUGGAAAUGCUUAUGUUAAAGACCUCAUUUGGAUCAACAUUCAUAACCUGGGUGAAGCCUCCAAGCUGCUACACUUUGGGAAUAAAAACAGAAGUGCUGCAGCCACAAAGAUGAACCACUCAUCUAGCCGAAGCCACAGCAUAUUUACCAUGAAGUUACUGAGGAUCAAUGGAGGGACAGCUGAAAGGGUCUCUGAGUUCUCUCUCUGUGAUCUGGCCGGCUCAGAAAGAUGCAACAAAACAAAGACUUUUGGAGAGAGGCUUAAGGAGGCGGGUAACAUUAAUAAUUCCCUGCUUAUUUUGGGGAAGUGUAUCACUGCGCUCCGCAACAGUGGGCCUGACAGAACGAGGAGCAUCCCCUUCCGAGAAAGCAAGCUCACCAAGCUGUUCCAGGCUUUCUUCUGCGGGAAGGGAAGGCCCUCCAUGAUUGUCAACAUUAACCAGUGUGCUUCCACCUAUGACGAGACUCUCCAUGUCAUGAAGUUCUCAGCUGUUGCCAAACAGGUGGUGCAGGUGAUCCCAGAUAAGGCUCUAGAAUCUCUGGCUCCUCGUCUCGUAGGUCGUGAUGGCAAGCCCCUGCUGAGGAAUGGGGUGUUUGACAGCGACGUCCUGCAGAGUUACCUUUCUGAAGAUGAACUGCUUGAUGAAGAAGAGGAGGCUGACAUGUCUUUGUUGCCACAGAGUGAACUUUUGAAUGUGGUUGAGAAUUUAAGAACAAAGCUACUGGCUGAGCGAAGAAAAAACCUGCUGCAAGAAAUCGAAAUUCGCAAAGAAAUGGGAGACGCCAUGUUGCAGCAGCUGAUGGAAAGUGAAGAACUCCGCAAUCGUCAGAUCGAAGAGCUGAAGGAGAGCUACCGGGAUAAACUGGAAAACACAUUUGAGAUGUACAAGGAUGCUAUUAAAGAACAUGCUUAUCACAGCGCUAUGACCAAUCUGGAGGAUAACUAUGUACCGCUCGAUGAGUUCACUGCAGAACAGGAGAAAGUGGAGGCCCUCAGGCGUAAAGUGUCAGAGUUGGAGGCCUUGACUUCGAGGACCGGUGUAGUUCCUGCUGCUCCAACCGUGGAUCAAUCGAGCCAGACUGAACCACUGAAAGAGGCAGGAGAAGCAGGAGAUGAUCGAUACAGGCGCCUUCACAGAGAGAAAUGUGCCAUAGAGCGGAUGUGUGAGGAUAAACAACAGCUAAUUUUGUCGCUGGAGAAAAGGCUGAUGGAGCUUAAUGAAACACUACAGAAGGUCAGAGAUGGUUUUAUGGAGAAAUCAGCUGAUCUUGAGGCUCUGCAGAGGACGGCUGAUGAUCAGAAAAAAUCCAUGGAAGAGAUCCUACAGCAAAAUGUGGAAAAAGACAAGGAGAUUGUCUCGCUGAAGGCAGAAGUUGCCAAGCUCUCCCAGAAGUCCCCUGUGCAAGCAAAGACUAAGCGAGGCCUUCUCGCCAACAUCAGGGAGGCUGUCACAUCACCACGGAAGGGAACGUCUGCCCGAACACUGAGGAAAACGGGCAAGACUGUACACCAUUGA
This is a messenger RNA of Neolamprologus brichardi, 2412 nucleotides long. The record is from RefSeq and is a predicted model, not a curated record. NCBI's taxonomy places the organism in Eukaryota, Metazoa, Chordata, Actinopteri, Cichliformes, Cichlidae.